AAGAAGCAAGCAAGCGGCGGAUAACCCUUCGCUUCCCUUGCCUGGGGUCGACCUCACAUCCAGCCAUGGCGCUCAGGGUCGCCGCUCCCAUCCCCCUCUUCUACCCCAACCUCACGCCCUCACGCCGCCCGGCGUCCUCCACCGAGCUCCGCUUCUCCCGGUGGAACAACGCCAACGCCGAGCCCUUCCUCCGCCGUCGCCGCGAGCAGAAGGAGAUCGAGGACGACAUCCGCCGCCACCGUCGCCACCAGUCCGCCCUCAGGAUCGCCGAGGAUGCGGACUUCGAGGAAAAUCGUGCCGCCAUCGAAUCCCCUCCUCCCUCCGCAGAUUUCAGGUCUCGCGGCACCCCUUCCGCCCCUUCGCGGCCCUCCAUCCCUGGCAAAGCCUCCAAGUACUCCAAGCCCCCGCUCGACCAUAAGGCCCCUCCCUCCCCUUCCCAUCCCGCUUUCCGCCGUGUCGCGAGGGCGAGAAUCCCUCCGAAGCCGGAUGAGGAGUCGGGGAUCUCCGUGGGGGAGAAUGGGAUUGCAUAUCGGAUCAAAGGUGCGCCCUUUGAGUUUCAGUAUAGUUAUACUGAAACUCCAAAGGUCAAACCUUUGGCCCUUCGGGAGUCGCCGUUCUUGCCGUUCGGGCCGACCACCAUGCCUAGGCCGUGGACUGGGCGGGCUCCACUUCCACCGAGCAAGAAGAAGCUGCCAGAGUUCGACUCUUUCCAGCUUCCGCCCCCGGGAAAGAAGGGGGUGAAGUCGAUACAGGCGCCUGGACCUUUCUUGGCCGGUUCUGAGCCGAAGUACCAUGCUGCGUCAAGGGAAGAGAUACUGGGAGAACCGCUGACGACGGAGGAGAUCAAGGUGCUUAUCAAGGGGUGUCUGAGGACUAAAAGACAACUAAAUAUGGGUAGAGAUGGUUUGACACAUAACAUGUUGGAAAAUAUCCAUGCUCACUGGAAAAGGAGGAGGGUGUGCAAGAUAAAAUGUAAAGGAGUUUGCACAGUUGAUAUGGAUAAUGUUCGUCAGCAAUUGGAGGAGAAAACUGGAGGGAAGAUUAUAUACACUAAAGGGGGAGUUAUCUAUCUGUUUCGAGGUCGAAAUUACAAUUAUAGGACUCGUCCCAGAUAUCCUCUUAUGCUUUGGAAACCUAUCACACCUGUAUAUCCACGAUUGGUGCAACGUGUACCGGAUGGUUUAACUUUGGAAGAAGCAACAGAAAUGCGUAAGAAGGGGCGCCAGCUGCCUCCUAUAUGUAAACUCGGAAAAAAUGGUGUGUAUUGUAAGCUGGUUAAGCAAGUCCGAGAAGCCUUUGAAGCAUGUGAGCUUGUCCGUAUUAAUUGUAAGGAUAUGAACCCACAUGAUUGCAGGAAAAUUGGUGCCAAACUUCGGGAUCUUGUCCCAUGUGUUCUGCUCUCUUUUGAAUAUGAGCAUAUACUUAUGUGGAGAGGGAAAAAUUGGAAAUCAACUCUUCUGCCACAAGAAGACAAUAGCAAUGAAGCUGCAGAACACAUCACCACUGACCCAACAGCUGCUCCUUCCAGGUCAUCAAACAAUACAUUAUCGACUGAUCAGGACAUAAUGGACCAAGUGGUUGGAACAAGUCCCAACAAGGAACCCUGCAUCAGUCUGUCUACCAAGGAUGCGGCUUUCGAUGAACAUCCAAGAGAGGUAGAAACUGAGUGUAUGUCCAAAUCCGAAGAGAUUGACCAAUUAUCCAGAGAAACUGCUAACCGCCUAAACGAUGUUGUCCACCAGACCUCUAAUUCUUCAACGGUAAUUGACCAGGAUGCUUCAAUUGCAAUUUGCCAUGACAUCUCUUCUUCAGGAGCUGAAUAUAGCUCGAAGGAGUUGUUUCAGGAUGAAAGUAAGCAUUUAUCUUAUCUAGGAGAAAAAGCUGAACACAGCGCAGUUCAUGUGGGUCCAACCAGGCAUGAUGACAUGGACAGAUGUACUAGACUUGAUAAUGCUUCUGGAGAGAGUGUUGGGUUGGAAAUGGAAGAAAGCGAUUGUUUACCUAGUGGGUCAUGUUUGGAGGGAGUAAUGCUUCUUCUGAGGCAGGCAGUUGACAGUGGCACUGCAGUAAUCUUGGAUGAUUCAUGUUUGGAUGCCAAUAUUGUCUAUGAAAGGUCAGUGGCUCUUGCCAAGACAGCUCCACCUGGGCCGAUCUUUCAGCACAGAAUUAAGAAAGUUUCUGUACAAACUACUGAGCAAGAAAAUAGUGACAAAAGUGAGGAACAAGAUAUAGAGGUUGAAGUCAUCUCUGAUUCUAAUACAAGAAUUAGUGGUAAGAAGAACUUCCGAAGUUGUCGGAGGGACAAUCUUCAAGACAUCCUUCCUGAUGUGGUUCCACAUGGGAGCUUGGGAGUAGAUGAGCUGGCAAAGCUUCUAGCUUAACUAUGUGGUAUGGAGUUGAAGUAUUUCCAUUGUUCUGUUUAGUCACUAAAUUGAAGUACAGGCAACAAACUUCCAGUGAUUCAACAAAACAAUGCAUGAGAAAGCUCAUCUUCUGAUGCAAAUGCAAAUGAUUGGGAUAUCGGUCAUAUUCUGUUUCUAGAAGAGUUAAAAGUUGCUCAAUAGAGCAAACAUGAAUGUAUAGCAGAAACAUGGCAGUAGAAAUAAACAUGUUGCCAUUUGGCUAUUGCUGCUUGUGUGUAUAGUCUGAUCCCACCUGCAACAAAUGAAAGACGAUGUAUGUAGUGAACUUUGAAUGUUGUUGGCCUUUGUUUUAUCUACCAAGUUUAACCGUUGAUAGAAA
This is a messenger RNA of Musa acuminata subsp. malaccensis (wild Malaysian banana), 2742 nucleotides long. RefSeq names its product CRS2-associated factor 1, chloroplastic. The record is from RefSeq and is a predicted model, not a curated record. Gene Ontology annotation, biological process: Group II intron splicing. NCBI's taxonomy places the organism in Eukaryota, Viridiplantae, Streptophyta, Magnoliopsida, Zingiberales, Musaceae. Gene Ontology annotation, molecular function: RNA binding.